Messenger RNA from Caenorhabditis bovis, 2136 nucleotides. The record is from the annotation of a GenBank genome assembly. Lineage: Eukaryota; Metazoa; Nematoda; Chromadorea; Rhabditida; Rhabditidae.
AUGGCGAAUGUUGAAGCUAUUCCCGGAUAUUUGUCCGGAACAUUUCCGACUUUACCCGUUGAAAUCAAAGAUUACGUGUAUGCAAUUCUAAAGGAAAAUGCUGACGAAAUCGUGUCGCUUGAAGAAGUCAUGGAUGCUGUGGGUGAGCAUCUGCAAGCUUCUGUUGAGAAUCUUUGCGAUGUCGGUACAAAAAAUGCCUGCCAGCAACUGCUUAAGCUUCUCCAUGGAGAUAACCUGCCUAAAGCAGUGAAGCAACAAGAAAAGGUUACUAAGCGGCUUGAGCAAACUGUCGACAUGGCAGCUGACAAUCAAAACUUCCAAGAUCUGGAAAGCAUUUGGAAGGUUCAAACAAGAGACACUCCAACGAUUGUUGAUAAAAAGAAGCUAGCAAAGGCUGAAGAUCGCGCUUCGGCGAAAGCCGGAGCACGAGCUGAAGCUCCAACAGAGAAAAAGAAAAAGAAGAACGAGCCAACUGCGACAGCUUCACAAGCACCAAUUCGAGAAUCUGCAACAAGAGGAAAUUCCAAAGAUAUCAAAUUGGAAAGCAUGGAUAUUUCUAUUGGAACCAAGCAACUCUUGUCGUGUGCUGAUUUGUCAAUGGCUUACGGAAGACGCUACGGUCUUGUCGGAAGAAACGGUAUUGGAAAAACGACAUUGCUGAAGAUGAUUUCAAGUAAACAGCUCAAAAUUCCGUCCGGAAUCACAUUACUUUCGGUCGAACAGGAAGUGGAAGGUGACGAUACCCGUGUGAUUGAUGCCGUCUUGGCGUCGGACACCAAACGACAACAGUUUAUUGAAAAGGAAAAGACAUUGCAGCAAAGACUAAACAAGGAGAAUAUCACGGAAAAUGAGAAGAACAAAUGGGGAGAAGAGCUGAGCAAGUUGUACGCGGAAAUGGAGGCGUUGCAACUUGAUAAGGCGCCAGCUCGGGCUUCGUCAAUUCUUUACGGUCUUGGAUUCACUCCAGAUGAGCAGAAGAGGCCGACGAAAGAAUUCUCAGGAGGUUGGAGAAUGAGAGUCGCGCUCGCUCGUGCACUCUUCGUCAAACCCGACCUUCUAUUGCUUGACGAACCGACGAACAUGUUAGAUAUGAGAGCAGUUUAUUGGUUGGAAGGACAUUUACAGACAUGGGAAGGAACGAUCCUCACAGUUUCUCACGACCGUAAAUUCUUGAAUGAGAUCUGUACAGAUAUUGUCCAUUUGCAUACCAGACGACUUGAUCACUAUAAAGGAAAUUAUGACCAAUUCGAGAAGACUAUGAAAGAAAAACUGACGCAACAGCAAAGAGAAUAUGAAGCGCAACAGCAACUCAGACAGCACACUCAGGAAUUCAUCGACAAAUUCAGAUACAAUGCCAAACGCGCUUCAAUGGUUCAAUCAAGAAUCAAAAUGCUCGAGAAAUUGCCUGUUCUCCUUCCCGUUGAACUGGAAUCCGAUAUUCACUUCAGAUUCCCAGAAUGUGAAAUUCUCAACAAUCCGGUUCUUCAACUUGACGAUGUGUCUUUCCGAUACAACGAGGAUCAACCAUUUUUGUUCAGAAAAGUCAAUUUGGGAACUCAUGCGAAUUCCCGAAUUUGUAUUGUCGGAGAAAAUGGAGCUGGUAAGACCACACUGCUCAAAUUACUUCUUGGCGAUCUCGAGCCAACCAUUGGAAUGCGUAACGUGAAUAGACGCAUCCGAAUCGCCUACUUCACACAGCAUCACGUCGACCAACUUGACAUGGAGACAUCGGCGAUCGAAGUGUUGAUGAAAAAUCAUCCGGGAAAAACGCAAGAGGAUUAUCGGGCAGCUCUUGGAAGAUUCGGAUUGAGCGGUGAAAUGGCUCUUCAAUCCGUCGAGACACUUUCCGGAGGUCAGAAGUCGCGUUUAGCUUUUGCCAAUCUCGCCUUGGCCAACCCGAACUAUUUGAUUCUUGACGAACCUACUAACCAUUUGGACGUCGAGACGGUCGAAGCCCUCGGAAAGGCUCUCAACUCAUUCAAUGGAGGCGUGGUUCUCGUUUCUCACGACGAACAACUCAUCGAACUUGUGUGCAAGGAGCUUUGGGUUGUCAAGGAUCGUAUGGUUACGACACUCGAAGGAGGUCUCGAGGAGUACCGCAAACAAGUCUACAAGCAGCUCCAGCUUUCAAAUUAA